GGCUGACUCGCAAUGGCUCCCCUCAAUCUUCUCAUGGUCGGCACCGGCGAGUACACCACUGGCUUUGUCGGUGGUGGCAUGUCUGGCUCAGACAAGAAGGUUGGCGUCGUUGGGCUGACCAUGUUCGACCUGCGGAGGAGAGGGAAGGUCGACAAGUUGAGCAUGGUGGGCACAUCGGGCAACAAGUUCCCCGCCAUUCGCGAACAUCUCCACAAAAACAUUACCCAGGUCUACAAUGGGCUCGACACUUCCUUCUCCUCUUUCCCCGCCGACGACAAGCGUGAUGCCGAUGCCUACAAGGAGGCCAUUGACGCCCUGUCUCCCGGCGAUGCCAUUACCAUAUUCACUCCCGACACCACACACUUCCCAAUCGCCCUCUACGCAAUCCAGCGCAAGAUCCACGUCCUCAUAACUAAGCCUGCCGUACAGCUCCUGGAGCACCACCAGAAGUUGCUCGAGGAAUCGCGCAAGCACGGCGUCUUCGUCUUCAUCGAGCACCACAAACGAUUCGACCCCGCCUAUGCCGAUGCACGCUAUAAAGCGAAGAACCUGGGCGACUUCAACUACUUUUACAGCUACAUGUCACAACCCAAAUCGCAGCUGGAGACGUUCAAGGCCUGGGCCGGUAAGGACAGCGACAUCUCGUACUACUUGAACUCGCACCACAUUGACAUCAAUGAGUCCAUGGUGCCCGACUACAAGCCGGUCAAGGUCAUGGCAAGCGGGGCGAAGGGAAUUGCCACGGACCUCGGCUGUGCGCCGCAGACUGAAGACACGAUUACGCUGUUGGUCGAUUGGGUGAAGAAAUCGGACGAGUCGAAGAGGGCCACUGGUGUCUACACUGCUAGCUGGACAGCACCACAGAAGGCAGGCGUGCACAGCAAUCAGUACUUCCACUAUAUGGCAUCCAAGGGCGAAAUCCGUACCAACCAGGCAAAGAGAGGCUACGAUGUAACCGAGGACGACGCAGGUUUGGUCUGGUACAACCCAUUUUACAUGAAGUACGCACCGGACGAAGAAGGAAACUUCGCUGGCCAAACUGGCUACGGCUACAUCUCGUUCGAAAAGUUCGUGGACGCUGUUACCACACUAAAGGAAGGCAGAGUCACUUUGGACGAGCUCGAUAAGCGGGGUCUGCCUACGUUGAAGAACACAAUAGCCACAGGCGCCAUCUUGGAGGCCGGUCGUAGGUCUCUCGAUGAGAAGAGGCCAAUCGAAAUUGUGGAGGAGAAUGGUGUGUGGUCAUUGAAGUAAAAGGAAUGAACAAUAGUGACAUCGUCUAUAUGUCUACACGGCCAAUUUUAUGUUCGUUUCGCUUUUAAGCCAAGGGUAAUCAUAGGCACCGUGCUCUCACAUAUCGUCAAACUCAC
This is a messenger RNA of Aplosporella prunicola CBS 121167, 1370 nucleotides long. RefSeq lists its product as uncharacterized. Lineage: Eukaryota; Fungi; Ascomycota; Dothideomycetes; Botryosphaeriales; Aplosporellaceae. Gene Ontology annotation, cellular component: cytoplasm. Gene Ontology annotation, biological process: NADPH regeneration. The transcript is spliced from 4 exons. Gene Ontology annotation, molecular function: nucleotide binding; oxidoreductase activity. The record is from RefSeq and is a predicted model, not a curated record. Bases 13 to 1254 code for a protein of 413 amino acids.